This is a messenger RNA of Protopolystoma xenopodis, 312 nucleotides long. The record is from the annotation of a GenBank genome assembly. Lineage: Eukaryota; Metazoa; Platyhelminthes; Monogenea; Polystomatidea; Polystomatidae.
AUGGAGAUAUUUACUGACGAUGCCGUCUACGAUGCCGGUGAAACGUCUGGGAAUGUAACACGUCCACGGUCCGACUUUGGAAAUGAUCAUGCAGACAAUGGAUUUCGGACUAGGAGUUGUAACUUGGUGCUGAUAAUGGCAAAACUCCCUAAUGAUGCCGACUACAAAGCCGGCGAAACGUCUGGGAAUGUACCAAGUCCACUGUCCGACUCUGGAAAUCAUCAUGGAUACUAUGGACUCCAGAAAAGGUGCAUUCCUCUAGGUCUUCCUGCCAAUAUGACCAAGUUGCGAAAACAAAGUCUAAAAACCUAA